AUGAAGCUGCAGAAAAAUGGACGGGUGAUCGCUCCUGCAGAAGUGACAGAGGGACAAUCAGCCGUUCUGACCUGUAAAACCACCUGCAGUCUGACUGAUCCAACAUUCAUCUGGUACAAAAACAGCCGUGAUUUAACCACAAACACCAUCAAGAGCAAUGAAGUCCACCUGCAGUCGGUCAGCAGUGAGGAUGCAGGCAGUUAUAGCUGUGCUGUAAGAGGAUAUGAACAUCUCCGCUCUCCUGCUCACACACUCAGAGUCAGAUAUUCACCAACAAACGUCUUGGUGUCCAUCAGUCCCUCUGGUGAGAUAGUGGAGGGCAGUUCAGUGACUCUGACCUGCAGCAGUGAUGCUAACCCACCUGUGGAGAUCUACACCUGGUUUAAGGGGACAACAUUAAUAGGAAAAGGAAAGAUCCACAUCAUAUCUAGGAUCAGCUCUGAGGACAGUGGAGAGUACAAGUGCAAGUGCAGUAAUGAAGUCGGACAUCAGGAGUCCAGCAGUGUAACUCUGAAUGUUCUGUAUCCUCCUAAGAAUGUCUCAGUGUCCAUCAGUCCCUCUGGUGAGAUAGUGGAGGACAGUUCAGUGACUCUGACCUGCAGCAGUGAUGCUAACCCACCUGUGGAGAUCUACACUUGGUUUAAGGUGAAUGAAUCCUCAGCUGUAGGAUCUGGACAGAGUUACAGAACUCUACAGAGUGGACAGUACUACUGCGAGGCUCAGAAUAAACACGGCUCUGAGAGAUCAGCUGCAGUGUCCCAAAAUGUCCUGUAUCCUCCAAAGAAAGUCUCAGUGUCCAUCAGUCCCUCUGGUGAGAUAGUGGAGGGCAGUUCAGUGACUCUGACCUGCAGCAGUGAUGCUAACCCACCUGUGGAGAUCUACACCUGGUUUAAGGAGAUGACAUCAAUAGGAAAAGGAAAGACCUACACCAUCUCCAACAUCAGCUCUGAGGACAGUGGAGAGUACAAGUGCAAGUGCAGUAAUGAAGUGGGACAUCAGGAGUCCAGCAGUGUAACUCUGAAUGUUCUGUAUCCUCCUAAGAAUGUGUCAGUGUCCAUCAGUCCCUCUGGUGAGAUAGUGGAGGGCAGUUCAGUGACUCUGACCUGCAGCAGUGAUGCUAACCCACCUGUGGAGAUCUACACCUGGUUUAAGGUGAAUGAAUCCUCAGCUGUAGGAUCUGGACAGAGUUACAGAGCUCUACAGAGUGGACAGUACUACUGCGAGGCUCAGAAUAAACACGGCUCUGAGAGAUCAGCUGCACUUUUAAUUCUAAUUCUUUAUUCUCCAAAGAGUGUCUCAGUGUCCAUCAGUCCCUCUGGUGAGAUAGUUGAGGACAGUUCAGUGACUCUGACCUGCAGCAGUGAUGCUAACCCACCUGUGAAGAUCUACACCUGGUUUAAGGAUAUGAUAUCAGUGAGAAAUGAAAAGACCUACACCAUCUCCAAGAUCAGCUCUGAGGACAGUGGAGAGUACAAGUGCAAGUGCAGUAAUGAAGUGGGACAUCAGGACUCCAGCAGUGUAACUCUGAAUGUUCUGUAUCCUCCUAAGAAUGUCUCAGUGUCCAUCAGUCCCGCUGGUGAGAUAGUGGAGGGCAGUUCAGUGACUCUGACCUGCAGCAGUGAUGCUAACCCACCUGUGGAGAUCUACACCUGGUUUAAGGGGAAGACAUCAAUAGGAAAAGGAAGGACCUACACCAUCUCCAACAUCAGCACUGAGGACAGUGGAGAGUACAAGUGCAAGUGCAGUAAUAAAGUGGGAUAUCAGGAGUCCAGCAGUGUUAUUCUGAACGUUCUGUAUCCUCCAAAGAAUGUCUCAGUGUCCAUCAGUCCCUCUGGUGAGAUAGUGGAGGGCAGUUCAGUGACUCUGACCUGCAGCAGUGAUGCUAACCCACCUGUGGAGAACUACACCUGGUUUAAGGUGAAUGAAUCCUCAGCUGUAGGAUCUGGACAGAGUUACAGCUUCAUUUUAAGUUCCAGUAGCAGGGACCAGUACUACUGCGAGGCUCAAAAUAAACACGGCUCUGAGAGAUCAGCUGCAGUGACACAAAACGUUCUGUAUUCACCAAAGAAUAUCUCAGUGUCCAUCAGUCCCUCUGGUGAGAUAGUGGAGGGCAGUUCAGUGACUCUGACCUGCAGCAGUGAUGCUAACCCACCUGUGGAGAUCUACACCUGGUUUAAGGGGGUGACAUCAAUAGGAAAUGAAGAGACCUACACCAUCUCCAAAAUCAGCUCUGAGGACAGUGGAGAGUACAAGUGCAAGUGCAGUAAUGAAGUCGGACAUCAGAACUCCAGCAGUGUGACUCUAAAUGUUCUCUAUCCUCCAAAGAAUGUCUCAGUGUACAUCAGUCCCUCUGGUGUGAUAAUUAAGGACAGUUCAGUGACGCUGACCUGCAGCAGUGAUGCUAACCUACCUGUGGAGAACUACACCUGGUUUAAGGUGAAUGAAUCCUCAGCUGUAGGAUCUGGACAGAGUUACAGAGCUCUACAGAGUGGACAGUACUACUGCGAGGCUCAGAAUAAACACGGCUCUGAGAGAUCAGCUGCAGUGUCUGUCACUUUAAAUGUACUAUAUCUUCAGGUGAUCGCUCCUGCAGAAGUGACAGAGAGACAAUCAGCCGUUCUGACCUGUAAAACCACCUGCAGUCUGACUGAUCCAACAUUCAUCUGGUACAAAACCAGCCGUGAUUUAACCACAAACACCAUCAAGAGCAAUAAAGUCCACCUGCAGUCGGUCAGCAGUGAGGAUGCAGGCAGUUAUAGCUGUGCUGUAAGAGGAUAUGAACAUCUCCCCUCUCCUGCUCACACACUCAGAGUCAGAUAUUCUCCAAAGAAUGUCUCAGUGUCCAUCAGUCCCUCUGGUGAGAUAGUGGAGGGCAGUUCAGUGACUCUGACCUGCAGCAGUGAUGCUAACCCACCUGUGGAGAUCUACACCUGGUUUAAGGAUAUGACAUCAAUAGGAAAAGGAAAUACUUACACCAUCUCCAAGAUCAGCUCUGAGGACAGUGGAGAGUACAAGUGCAAGUGCAAUCCUCCUAAGAAUGUCUCAGUGUCCCUCAGCUCCUCUGGUGAGAUAGUGGAGGGCAGUUCAGUGACUCUGACCUGCAGCAGUGAUGCUAACCCACCUGUGGAGAUCUACACCUGGUUUAAGGAUAUGACAUCAGUAGGAAAAGGAAAGACCUACACCAUCUCCAACAUCAGCUCUGAGGACAGUGGAGAGUACAAGUGCAAGUGCAGUAAUCAAGUCGGACAUCAGGAGUCCAGCAAUGUAACUCUGAAUGUUCUGUAUCCUCCAAAGAAUGUCUCAGUGUCCAUCAGUCCCUCUGGUGAGAUAGUGGAGGACAGUUCAGUGACUCUGACCUGCAGCAGUGAUGCUAACCCACCUGUGGAGAUCUACACCUGGUUUAAGGUGAAUGAAUCCUCAGCUGUAGGAUCUGGACAGAAUUACAGAGCUCUAAAGAGUGGACAGUACUACUGCCAGGCUCAGAAUAAACACGGCUCUGAGAGAUCAGCUGCAGUGUCUGUCACUUUAAAUGUUCCAGAGUCUCAGAGUGUAGGUGUGUACGCAGUUGUUGGAGGCUUUGUGUUUGUGUGUAUUUUCCUUAUCAUCACCUUAUUUUUUAUAAGGAAAAUGAAAAGAACACAAGAUCAACAGGAAGAUAUCUACAGCGAUAUAGCGGUAGCAAAUCCACCACCCGAUACAGCCUCACCCAAUCAGGAUGAAGUUCUGUACGCCUGUGUUGAACGUCAGAGAGGUGCAGACUCCGGGAACACGGCUGAGAGUCGUGCUGUGAAAGCCUCUGCCUCUGAGGAGGAGGUGUGUGAGUACGCUAGUGUCAAAUCAACUCGUGUCGGUGCUAACUACAGGCCUGACAAUGUUGAGGAUACCAGUGCCAUCUAUGGGAAUGUGAAAUAAACAACAUUCACCCAUCGAUUCAACCUAAACACAACGUCCAUUUGGUCACUAUGGUGGCCCAGAGGGGCAAAUCAUCUUUUCCCUUAUAUGUGUACGUUUUGUCCCUUGUAAAUGUGUGCUUUUUUCAUGUAAGUGUAUUAUUUUUUGCGUGUGUGCGCAACUACUUUUUCCCAUGUGAGAACUUUCUUUCUCCCGUAUUUUGCAAGCUAAAUGCUAAUGCGCAAAGGACUAUGAGAAUGAGGUCAAAACGUAACUGAAGACGGAACCUUACGGUGUUAUGUGCUAAAAUGCCCCCCGGCCCAGAUUGUCCCCCUAUAUAAUCUCCAUUAAAUAUUAUAUUAGAACAUAAAUUCGUAGGUUUAUGAUUUACUAAUCACAAAUUACACCCAAUGAAUUUAAUUAUAAAAUAAGCUAUAUAAAAAAUCUGUGGCAGGGGGUUGGGUGCAUUUUAGCGCAUAACCCUGGCUUGAUUCCGAGUGUUCAUUUUGUCCAUGUUCGCCUCAAAAUCCCAUAGUGCCUUGCGCAUUAGCUUUAGCAUUUAGCUUUCAACUUAAUUGGAAAAGUUAGUUCUCGCACACGGGAAAGAUGCUUUGCCUUUCUGGAGCAUGUUUUUUCCCCUUGUGGUGUAUUAUUUUUACCUUGAAAAUGUGUGCUUUUUUUCCUUGUAAGUACAGUGGAACCUCGGAUUACGAGCAUAAUUUGUUCUGGAAGCGGGCUCAUAUUCCAAAACACUCGUAAAUCAAAGCACAUUUUCCUAUAAGAAAUAAUGAAAAUUUAAAUUAUUCAUUCCACAGCCCAAAAAAAUAAAUACAUAAAAAUAAUUAACACAAAAUAUAAAGUAAAAAUAAAACAAAUUAACCUGCAUGUUACCUUAAAAAAAGUAAAAAUAAAUCCCGACCAAUAAGUUUCCAUUUAUGCGCACAGGCGCUUUGUGUGUGUGUUUUUCUCCCUCCUGCACUGCUGAGUGUGUAUGUGUGUGCGAGCGUAAUUUGACACCGUGCCGGUUGUGUGUGAGUGAAGCACCCCUUCUCUGUUUCUCACACACACACACACACACACACACACACAAACACAUUAAAGGAGAGAGAGAGAGAGUGUGAACCGGCAACGGUGUCAAAUUACGCGCGUGCGCACAUAACACACACACUCUGCAGCGCAAGAGAAAGAAAAACACACACACAACACACACUUAAACACUGACACACAGUAAAGGCGAGAGAGACAGAGAGCGUGUGUGUGUUUGUGUUUGAACAGGCGCGGUGUCAAAUUAUGCGCACACACAUAACACACACAUACACACACACACGGAUUGAUUAUACCAGUAAGAGACGAGCACUAAGACCCAGCAAGGGAGAUGAAUACCCGCAGCGCCAGAGAGAGAAAAACCGUUGGCUCAGUUGUGAUGAUGCGACGCUCGGUGUCAAAACAAGAAGCGCAUGCGUUAUACAUGAUACUCGGUGCUCGUAAACCACGACAACGCUCGUUUUUUAAGUUAAAAUUUAUAAAAAAUCUUUGCUCGUCUUCGGAACACUCGUAAACCGCGUUACUCGUAAUCCGAGGUUCCACUGUAUAGUAUUUUCCCUGUGUAAGUAUAUUAUUUUUCUCUUGUAAAUGUGUGCUUUUUCCUAUGUACAUAUAUUAUUUUUCCCUUGUAAAUAUAUUAUUUUUCCCCUUGUAAAUUUAUUAUUCUUUCCUUAAAAAUGUGUACCUUUACCCGUGUAAGUAUAUUAUCUUUCUCUUGAAAAUGUGUACUUUUUUCCAUGUACGUAUAUUAUUUUUCCCAUGUAAGUGUAUUAUUUUUUCCUUGAAACUAUAUUAUUUUAUUCGCGUGAGUGUAUGAUUUUUCUUUUGUCAAUGUAUAAUUUUCCUAUUUUGGUCUAUGA
Clarias gariepinus (North African catfish) is the source of this 5795-nucleotide messenger RNA. RefSeq names its product sialoadhesin-like. The coding region runs from base 1 to 3912 and encodes 1303 amino acids. The record is from RefSeq and is a predicted model, not a curated record. The transcript has 23 exons. NCBI's taxonomy places the organism in Eukaryota, Metazoa, Chordata, Actinopteri, Siluriformes, Clariidae.